CUUCACUAUGACUGUAAAGUAGAACCAGAAAGCGAAUACAUUCAGUUUCUCGUCAGAUUUCGGUUUAGGAGGUGGAGGGGAUUGGUGUACUGUGUUCCUUAGUUGUGGGUCUUGCUCCUCUUCUGUAAUGAUCGCCAUUUCUGAGUGAUUUACAUGGAAUUUGAAGUGAGAGUGGUGAGUGGAGAUUGCAGAGACAGAGAAUACAGUUCAAGCUCUAUAGAGGUGAAAGACUCUCUUUUCGAGCUAAAUACAAAAAAUUCAAAGAGAUUAAACGACACCGUUCAAACUUCAAAGGUGCGCUGGUCUUGCUCUAUCUGGAGGGGAAGACUUUAUCUUUGCAAACACGAGGCCAUAUCUUUCUCUCAUCUCUGUGAAAUUGCAAACAUGCACUCGUUACCAUCGCCGGCGAUGCGCCCUCUUUACCUCACACCGUCUCUCACUCUCUGUUCUGCUCUCCACUCAUGCCCUCUCUCCCUUCGCUUACUCUCCUCGUCCCUCCCUUCCAUUCUGCGGAAAUUCCAGAGCCACCACUUGACUUCUCGAAAACCCAGAUAUUCCCCUCUUCUUGCUCGCAAUUGCAGUUCUAUUACUGCCAAGCCUUCGUCGGAACUCCGCAGGAACAUCAUCACUGAGUUCGUACCGGAAGAGAAGCUCUGUGCUCUCCGUGAGCUCUUCUCGAAGCCUGGAAUUGGCAUCGAUGCUUAUAUUAUCCCUUCUCAGGAUGCCCACCAGAGCGAGUUCAUUGCCGAGUGUUAUAUGAGGAGGGCCUACAUAUCAGGGUUUACUGGUAGCGCCGGCACUGCUGUUGUCACAAAGGAUAGAGCUGCUCUCUGGACAGAUGGUCGUUACUUUUUUCAGGCUGAGAAGCAGUUGAGCUCGAGCUGGAUUCUCAUGAGGGCUGGCAAUAGCGGAGUUCCAACUGCAAGUGAAUGGCUUAAUGAUGUUUUGGCUCCUGGUGGCAGGGUUGGCAUUGAUCCUUAUCUUUUUUCCUUUGAUGCUGCUGAGGAGUUAAAGGAAUCCAUAUCUAAGAGGAACCUUGAAUUGGUUUAUUUAUACAAUUCAAAUCUUGUGGAUGAAAUAUGGAUGAAAUCAAGGCCAAAACCUCCUAAUAAGCCUAUUAGAGUGCAUGACCUAAAGUAUGCUGGUCUAGAUGUGGCAUCAAAAUUGUUUACCAUAAGGGCUGAGCUAAUUGAGGCUGAUUCAUCUGCAAUCAUUAUAUCUAUGCUGGAUGAGAUUUGCUGGCUGCUGAACUUGAGAGGAGGCGAUGUUCCACACUCACCAGUUAUAUAUGCAUAUUUAAUUGUGGAGAUUGACAGAGCCAAAUUAUUUGUCGAUAAUUCCAAAGUCACCCCAGAGGUGGUGAAUCAUUUGACCAAUGCUGGCAUAGAGUUGAAGCCAUAUGAUUCUAUCCUUUCGGAGAUAGAAAGUUUAGGUGGACAUGGAGCUCAAAUUUGGAUGGAUCCAUCAUCUGUUAAUGCUGCCAUUGUGGACACCUAUAAGUCUGCUUUUGACAGAUAUCUUGGCACCAUUGGGCAUGGAACAAAGACAUUGAAUGGCUCUAGUGGUCAAUCCUGGGUAUCCAUGGGUGUUUAUAAGAGAUCACCAAUCUCUUUGGCAAAAGCUAUUAAAAAUCCUGCAGAGAUAGAAGGGAUGCGGAAUUCCCAUCUAAGGGAUGCAGCUGCCCUUGCUCAGUUUUGGGCUUGGCUUGAAGAGGAAAUUCACAAUGAUGUGAAAUUGACGGAGGUAGAUGUUGCGGACAAACUUCUUGAAUUCCGCUCAAAGCAGGAAGGCUUUUUGGAUACAAGUUUUGACACUAUUAGUGGUUCUGGUGCAAAUGGAGCUAUCAUUCACUACAGACCAGAACCAGAUAAUUGUAGUGUUGUGGAUAAAAAUAAGGUUUUCCUGUUAGAUAGUGGUGCUCAAUAUGUUGAUGGAACAACUGAUAUAACCAGGACUGUGCAUUUUGGUGAACCUACUGCACGACAAAAAGAAUGUUUUACCCGAGUUUUACAGGGCCAUAUAGCUCUUGAUCAAUCAAUAUUCCCUGAGAAUACCCCUGGUUUUGUAUUGGAUGCAUUUGCCCGUUCAUUUCUUUGGAAGAUCGGACUUGAUUACCGCCAUGGGACUGGACAUGGUGUAGGAGCUGCAUUGAAUGUUCAUGAAGGCCCUCAAAGUAUUAGCCACCGAUUUGGAAACAUGACUGCCUUGGAGAAAGGGAUGAUUGUUAGCAAUGAACCUGGCUAUUAUGAAGAUUAUGCCUUUGGUAUUCGGAUUGAGAAUCUUCUUCAUGUGAAAGAGGUAGACACCCCAAAUCGUUUUGGUGGAAUUGGGUAUUUAGGAUUUGAGAAACUCACGUUCGUCCCCAUUCAGACAAAACUGGUUGAAUCAGCUUUGCUCUCUGAUGCAGAAGUCAAUUGGCUCAAUGAUUACCAUUCACAAGUUUGGGACAAGGUAUCGCCUUUCCUGGUCGGCGCUGCCCGUCAGUGGCUUUGGAACAACACCAGGCCACUUGCAAGACACCGUGAUGAUCAGCUUGUUUAAUCUCAUUAUAAAUUAUCUGAGUCCUGCUGGAAUUUUUCUUUCUUGUUGGAAGAUUGUGUAUACACAGUGUAGAAUUGGUGUUAAUCCAAUAAUAGUGAAAGAUCAAUACAUCAUUUAUGUUUAUUUGUA
This is a messenger RNA of Tripterygium wilfordii, 2670 nucleotides long. Its product is annotated as aminopeptidase P2-like. The transcript is spliced from 13 exons. The record is from RefSeq and is a predicted model, not a curated record. The coding region runs from base 154 to 2541 and encodes 795 amino acids. Gene Ontology annotation, molecular function: metalloaminopeptidase activity. Lineage: Eukaryota; Viridiplantae; Streptophyta; Magnoliopsida; Celastrales; Celastraceae.